AUGGCUUCUUCCUCUACGGAGACCAGAAUCGCCGACGACGAUCACCUCGCGCUGGAGCUCACCGUCCGCGAUCUAGAUUCUCCGGAUUUGGAAAAAUCCGCCUCCGCACCUACAUUAGCUUCCGACGAAAUCAUCCCUCUCCUGAAUCAGAACCAAAGACCCAGGAUCAACAUCUUCUCCGCCUCCUACACUCGGCGCAAACCCAGGGAGCAAGUGUUUAAAGUAACUGAAACGGAGAUAUCACCUCUAACUCAAUUAUCUUCGUGGGUUUGGAAUGGGUCUCGUUACUCUGGCUUACUGUGUAUGGCCUUGUCAUCGACACUGUACCUCAUCAUGGAGAUAGCCUCAGAUGCUUUUUCUGUUCAGCCAAUUCCUUUGUUUGAGACCGCGUUCAUGAGAUGCACAAUUAUCUUGAUACUAUCGUACCUUUGGUUGAAAAGAAUCGGGCAACCAGUUUUUGGACCUGCGCAUGCGAGGAAGCUUUUGGUUUCAAGAGCCCUCGUGGGUUAUCUUUCGUUGUUUUGUUUCAUCUUUAGCAUCCAGAUGUUGCCGUUGUCUCAAGCUAUUGUGCUAAGCUUUGUGAAUCCAGUUAUGGCUUCCAUUGCAGCACGUGUUGUUCUGCAUGAGAAAUUGAAAAUAACUGAUAUUGGAGGUCUUGCUUGCAGCUUCUUCGGCGUGCUUUUUAUUUUUGGCCCGACACUUACUGUCCAAGUUGGAUCAGAAGUAAAUAGUGAAAGUCUUAAAGGAAACCACCAUAUUUAUGCGGUAUUAUUGGGUUUAUUAUCAUCAAUCACUGGAGGAAUCAGCUAUUGUCUAAUAAAGGCUGCUGCUAAAGCAUCGGAACAGCCAGUGAUUACUGUCCUCUCGUUUGGUUUGGUAGCUUGCCCCGCUGCAGCAAUUUGCAUGUUUUCCUUGGAGAGCUUUGUGAUGCCAGCGUUUGAAACGCUCUUUAGCAUGAUCGUACUAGGGUUGCUGGCGUUUUGCGCCGAGGUACUUUUGGCACGCGGACUUCAGCUUGAGAAAAUCAGCAAAGCUGCAAACGUUCUGUACAUGGAGGUGGUGUUAUCGCAGUUAUGGAUGAUGGGUAUGGGAAAAGCAGCGCCGUCAGGUUUGUUUAGCCGCCUUGUAGGGUGUUUGCUUAUUCUCAUAUCGGUGAGCUACACUGUUUACAUGGGACCUGCUAAAGACACUGAGUAA
Messenger RNA from Microthlaspi erraticum, 1197 nucleotides. Lineage: Eukaryota; Viridiplantae; Streptophyta; Magnoliopsida; Brassicales; Brassicaceae. The record is from the annotation of a GenBank genome assembly.